Saprolegnia diclina VS20 is the source of this 1776-nucleotide messenger RNA. RefSeq lists its product as hypothetical. The record is from RefSeq and is a predicted model, not a curated record. Gene Ontology annotation, biological process: intracellular signal transduction; cyclic nucleotide biosynthetic process. The transcript is spliced from 2 exons. NCBI's taxonomy places the organism in Eukaryota, Oomycota, Saprolegniomycetes, Saprolegniales, Saprolegniaceae. The coding region runs from base 21 to 1688 and encodes 555 amino acids.
CCGGCGUGGACCUGGCUGGCAUGACGGACGACGAGAGCAAGAUGGUCACGUACGUCGUGAUCCUCAGCAUCUCGCUGCUGACGUCCGUGGCGACCAUCUUCGCGGCCUUCGAGGCCCGCUACACGCGCAACUCGGCGGUCCAGUUCGUCACGUACUCGAUCUUCUUUAGCGACAGCUUCUGGAACGGCUUUCGCCUCGUGCUCUAUGCGAUUGGCCUCGGCUAUGGCCGCGUGCCAUCGACGAAUGCCGGUGACCGCACGUACACGGACUCGAACCGCGUGCUGGAAGGCUUUGUCACGAUCGGCGGCGACCUCUUCAUGGUGCUCACGUCUGCGUGGAUGGUGCUCUCGGCGUACGAGAUGCGCCGGCUCGUGACCAAGGCCAUUAGCCGCUCCGAGCUGCGCGAACGCCAGCAAAUCACGUACUACAAGCGAGCGGUCUACGGCCCGUUCUUUGCGUGCAUCACCGUCUACGUUGGCUGCGUCGUGUCGGGCGACGACAGCGCGGUCGAGCGCGCGCUGCGCAUUAGCACAUACCUCAUCACGGCUGGCGCGUCCGUUGCCAUGCUCUACCUCCUCUACACGAUCGUGCAGAUCUACCGGCUCAACCGCAAGCGCCAUGGCUUUAUCGACCCGGCCGCCGACCACAUUGCGUACCGCAUCAAGGUGCUAUUGACGGUCUAUACGCUCACGAUCCUCCCGUCGCUCAUCGUGACGCUCGGCUACGACUUGGCGCUGCAGUGGGACGUGAAGGAGCCGUUUGGCGCAUCCGGCGCCGAGAUCUUUUACGUGACCAACAGCAUUUACUACACGGGCGGCUUCUUCAACGCGUUCAGCAUGGGCGGCAGCGUCCUCUGCUGCAUCCGCAUCUUGCGCCCGGUGCUGCCGCGCGACAUGCACGAGCAGCUUUUGCACUCGGGCAAUCGGCACAGCGACCUCGAGUCGGGCGACGAGCACGACCCGACGCAGCCGCCCGUCUUUGAGCCCGUCUUUGUCAACACGGACAUUGAGAGCUCGACGUAUCUCUGGUCCCGGAACCCGAAUGCGAUGACCGAAGCCCAGUCGCUCCACGAUGAUUGCAUUCGGCAGCACGUGGCAAGCUACAAUGGCUACGAGAUCACGACGGCCGGCGACGCGUUCGAGCUCGCGUUUCACAACGUCUCGGACGCGGUCUCGUGGUGCAUUCGCGUUCAGAGAGCGCUCAUGGCGCUGCCGUGGCCCAAGGAGCUCGAGGAAUACCGCAGUGCGAAGUCGGUCACCGAUAUCUUUGGGCGGCUCAUCUUUCGCGGGCUCCGCGUGCGCAUGGCGGUCCACCUUGGCGACGGCGAGAUGAUCCACAGCAUUCACCCAACGACCGGCAAGAUGACGUACUCGGGCUUGAACGAGCUCGUGGCGCGCGAAGUCGGCGACGCAGGCCUUGGCGGCCAAAUUCUCAUCUCCAACGUGACCAAAGAGCGCUACAUGGUCGAGCACGACGUCCUGCGUGCGAAUGGCAAGAAACCUGCCAAGUCCAAGACACACAUGCAUCUGUUUAAGGAUUUCUUCUUUCGAGACGCGCCGAGCUGUCACAUCGCCGACCUCAACCUCGUCGUGCCCAUGAGCGAGGUCGUCCCGUAUGUACUCAAGACGCGCUUCACGCCCGAUCGGACGAGCAACAUGCACUUCUUCAUGGGCAACGGGCACCACUGACGACGACGUCUUAUCGUAGCGUCCACCGUGUUCUUAUUUAUCUCACACUAUAUCGUUGUGUAAUGCAGUAUUUGAUUCUCCCUGUGCA